AUGGGAAGAAAAAAAUUGGAAAAGUUAUACACUGUGACUCACUAUAUAUAUGCAAGGUCAGAUGUUCCUUCCUUGGUUAAUUGGAUUGUUAAAGACAAAUCUGCUUGGAUUGGUUAUGUGGCUGUAGCCACAGAUGAAGGAAAGGAAGUGCUAGGAAGAAGAGACAUUUUGAUUUAUUGGAGAGGAACUAAUUCUAAGACCGAAUGGCUCGAAGAUUUUGAUUGCAAUUUGACAUCAGCGUCAGAAAUUUUUGGGAAAACCCAUAAUCCACAUGUGCACGAAGGAUUUCUCUCCCUCUACAAGUCAUCAAAUAUUGAACCAGCCUCAUACAAUAAGUGGAGUGCCAGAGAUCAGGUGUUGCAUGCAGUUAAGACACUGGUGAAUAAGGUUGAUUACAGAGAUGAGGAAAUCAGUAUAACUGUAACAGGUCACUGUCUCGGCGCAGCGCUUGCCACAUUGAGCGCAACUGACAUAGUUGCCAACAAGCAUAAUAGGUGCACUGGAUCAGACAAAAUAUGCAUGGUCACGGCCUUCGUGUUUGCAAGCCCCAAGGUUGGAGAUAAAGGAUUCAGGGAAGUAUUCCAUCGACUCAGCAAUCUUCAUCUGUUGCGUAUUAAAAAUAAAUUGGACGUUGUACCUAAACUUCCUCCUUUCCCUCCCUAUGAACACGUGGGAUUAAAGUUCUCUUUAAGAGUUACAAGGAACUGUUAUCAAAACUUGAGGAAGGGCUUCAUUUUCAUAGUUUGA
This is a messenger RNA of Pistacia vera, 747 nucleotides long. Its product is annotated as phospholipase A1-IIgamma-like. Bases 1 to 747 code for a protein of 248 amino acids. The record is from RefSeq and is a predicted model, not a curated record. Gene Ontology annotation, biological process: lipid metabolic process. The transcript is spliced from 2 exons. Lineage: Eukaryota; Viridiplantae; Streptophyta; Magnoliopsida; Sapindales; Anacardiaceae. Gene Ontology annotation, molecular function: glycerophospholipid phospholipase A1 activity.